Molecule: messenger RNA, 1122 nt
Organism: Octodon degus (degu)
Lineage: Eukaryota; Metazoa; Chordata; Mammalia; Rodentia; Octodontidae
Gene: Isy1
Product: ISY1 splicing factor homolog
Exons: 11
Coding region: 135-914 (259 amino acids)
Biological process (GO): mRNA 3'-splice site recognition; generation of catalytic spliceosome for second transesterification step
Cellular component (GO): catalytic step 2 spliceosome; Prp19 complex; post-mRNA release spliceosomal complex
Source: RefSeq, a predicted model, not a curated record
ACUUACUGUUCCGACCAAGGUCGGUAUCCACAGGAGUUUGAAUCUUCGGUUCCUGCUAGGGUCAGCUUGAUCAGCGACGAGAAGCUGACGGUCCAGGAGCUGCGCGGGCGCAGAGCGGCGCCCACACUGCCACCAUGGCCCGAAAUGCAGAGAAGGCCAUGACAGCAUUGGCGAGGUUUCGCCAGGCUCAGCUGGAAGAAGGGAAAGUGAAGGAAAGAAGACCUUUCCUGGCUUCAGAAUGUACAGAGCUGCCCAAAGCUGAGAAGUGGAGACGACAGAUCAUUGGAGAGAUUUCAAAAAAAGUGGCUCAGAUUCAGAAUGGUAACUUCUUGGGAGGUGAAGCAGGAAUGAAAGUUGGCCCUAAAAUGCUAGACCAUGAAGGGAAAGAAGUCCCUGGAAACCGAGGUUAUAAAUACUUUGGAGCAGCAAAGGAUUUGCCUGGUGUAAGAGAGCUCUUUGAGAAAGAACCUCUUCCUCCUCCCAGAAAGACUCGUGCUGAGCUCAUGAAAGCAAUUGACUUUGAGUACUAUGGAUACCUAGAUGAAGAUGAUGGCGUCAUUGUGCCUUUGGAACAAGAAUAUGAGAAGAAACUCAGAGCUGAACUGGUGGAAAAAUGGAAAGCAGAGAGGGAUGCUCGGCUAGCAAGAGGAGAAAAGGAAGAGGAAGAGGAGGAGGAGGAGGAGGAGGAAAUCAAUAUCUAUGCUGUCACCGAGGAGGAGUCUGAUGAGGAAGGUGGCCAGGAGAAAGGAGGGGAGGAUGGGCAGCAGAAGUUCAUCGCUCACGUGCCGGUGCCGUCGCAGCAGGAGAUUGAAGAAGCCCUUGUGCGAAGGAAGAAAAUGGAACUGCUCCAGAAGUAUGCGAGUGAAACCCUUCAGGCCCAGAGUGAAGAAGCCAAAAGGCUCUUGGGCUACUAGGAUGAGCCAGCUACUCCCUGGAGUCUGAAGAACCAGCAGGCAACCUGCCAUCCCUGAGGGAUUCCUGCCCUCAUGGUCACCCCAGCUGCAGUCAGGCCACUGGCACGCAGAGGCCCUGUUCCUCCUUUCUCAUCCUUUAUCCCUCUCAUCUUUCCUUGCCUCCAGGGUUGAUCCAGUGGUAGUGGUCUGUCUUUUGCCUCCCCUCCUA